GCCCCCUCCUUCCCCCGCCAUGGUGAUGGAUGCACAACCCUCGCCGCAAAAUGUCGGCCGAGAAUUUGUUCGCCAAUACUACACGCUGCUAAAUAAAGCGCCCGACUUCCUGCACCGCUUCUACAACAGUUCGUCGAGCUUCGUGCACGGUGGGCUGGAUGCAAAGAGCCAGGACGCGACGCUCGUGGUUGGGUCGAAGCAGAUACAGAACAAAAUCCAGCAGCUUAACUUCCGCGACUGCCACGCCAAGAUAAGUCAGGUCGACUCACAGGCAACGCUUGGCAAUGGGGUGGUGGUACAGGUAACCGGGGAGCUCUCCAACGAUGGUCAACCGAUGCGUCGGUUCACGCAAACGUUUGUGCUCGCUUCACAGUCGCCGAAAAAGUACUACGUGCACAAUGACAUCUUUCGCUACCAGGACGUGUAUACGGACGAUGAGCUAGAUGAAGUGUGUGAGCGUGCGAACGGUAGUGGCACGGAUGAGGAUGGACUGCAUUCGCUCGGUGCGGAUGGGUCCGAUUCGGGUACUUUGGUCGUUGGUGAGACUCAACUUGGUAGUGGUCCUGGCACCACUGCUAAUGCAACGGCUGGGCUGGUGGGAGUUGGUAGUGGUGUGCACGGUCAUCCGACGCAGCCAGGUCAGCAACCGGUGCUUGGGUCGCAGACUGCGGCACCGCAAGCCCUUUUCUAUCCUUCAAAUGUGAUCAGCUCGUCGGGAGCUGGUUUGCUGCCGGGGAUUAAUACGUACGGUGCGCCACCAUCCGGUGCCCAAAGUCAACCGACUUCGCAGCAGCAGCAGUCGACGCAUCAACCGUCUCAGCAGCAAACUUCGCAGCCGCAACAACUGAACGGGCUUCACGAGAGUUUGUUGAAGAACGUGAGCACAUCGGAGGGCGCUACGGCGGCGGCCGUCGCAGCAGUAUUACUCUCCUCGUCUACCGAUCCGCAAGGGUUGAAGUCGAAGAUGGACACUACGCCAAUGGGUGUACCUUCCCAUCUGCUUCCCGGUCAGCAACAGCAGCAACCGCAUCAAUCUCAACUAAAUCAAACGCAACCACCAACAACCACCAAUCAACUCGGCCUAGGACAGUCCCAGCAGCAGCUCCCGCUGCAGUCAGGACAGCAGCAGCAUCUUCAACAGCAACCAAACCGUCAUCUGCUCAGCGAUGUCGAUACGGGGUCGCUAAAUUUAAAUGAUCCGAUCGUAACGGCAGCCGUCGGUGUCGGUUCCGCUUCCCACGUGGAUGUGCUCUCUUCCAGCGAUCUGGACAAAAAACCCCAGCAGCACAAAUCCCAUCAGCAGCAGCUCCAUCAGAAGCAGCAGCAACUGGGAUCUGGCAAUGUUGGCUUCGGUAAACAGCAGCAGCAACAGCAACCGGUAUCCCUGGAACCGAAAACAUAUGCCAAUCUCGUCAAAUCCGGCGUUAGCUCUGGUACACCGUUGAGUUUCGCCUCCGCUAUGCAGGCAUCGUUGAGUGCGCACACCACAUCCCAGCAAUCGGCACAACCAUCGGCAGGGCAGCAGCAGCAACAAUCGCACCAGCAACAACAGCAGCCGCACCAACACCAGACCUACAGCUCUAGUGCUGCCAGCACUAACACAAGCAGGCAGCAGCAACAGCGUGAUAUUCUGUCGCCGACUACCGUUACUGCCGGUGUUAAUCAGAACGCUGCAACGAAUGGCGGUGGCGUCAGUAAGUACGGUACGGAUCGGCAGGAUGAUCGAGGCUCGCUGGGCAAUGGCAGCAUGUCGCAACCCCGAUCUCAGCAGCAACGAUCGAUGCGCACUAAUGGCACCAGCAGCAACACAAUGGGUGGCGGUAGUUUGCGGCAACAGGACAACCGACAGUCAUCGUACGCGCGACAAAACUACAAUGACAGUGAAGACCGGCGCCAAGGUUCAUCCUCACAGUUCGGCGACAACCAUCAGCUGUUCCUGGGCAAUAUACCGCACCACGCAACGGAGGAGGAAUUGAAAACGUUGUUCAGCAAGUUCGGCACGGUGGUGGAUCUGCGCAUCAUGUCCAAAUCGGUACAGAAGAUGCCGGGCAUGCGUACACCGCCACACUAUGGUUUCAUCACGUACGAUGAUCCGGCAUCCGUUCAGACCUGUCUGGCCAAUAUGCCGCUCUAUUUCCCGGAAAAUUCACCGGACGGACACAAGCUGAACGUGGAGGAGAAGAAAACGCGUGUCCGAGGACCCGGUGAAGGCAGCGGCCGGAUGAGCAGUGGUGGCAGCAGUGGUAUUGGUAGCGCCAACUCUAACGGUCCCCGUGCGGGUGGUACCGGUUCCGGCCAGUCCCGACCACCAGGAGGACAAGGUGGCGUAUCCUCCAAUCGGGGUGGUGGUGGUACGGGCCAGCGUAGCCUCGGCGGUGGUAACGUCGGUGGUGGUGGUGGCGGUAGUGGUGGAAAUCGAGGCAAUAGUGGUAGCUAUGGUCAGCGCUCCGAUCGUGGUAACAAUGUUGGUAAUGGACAGCGUUCCGUUGGCAACGCCAACGGGAUCAGUAACCGAGGUUUUGGCUCGGGCUAUUAA
Messenger RNA from Anopheles maculipalpis, 2536 nucleotides. RefSeq lists its product as uncharacterized. The coding region runs from base 20 to 2536 and encodes 838 amino acids. Gene Ontology annotation, cellular component: cytosol; ribonucleoprotein complex. Gene Ontology annotation, molecular function: mRNA binding. The record is from RefSeq and is a predicted model, not a curated record. Lineage: Eukaryota; Metazoa; Arthropoda; Insecta; Diptera; Culicidae. The transcript is spliced from 3 exons.